This is a messenger RNA of Galleria mellonella (greater wax moth), 4761 nucleotides long. RefSeq names its product potassium voltage-gated channel protein Shaw-like. The transcript has 10 exons. The record is from RefSeq and is a predicted model, not a curated record. NCBI's taxonomy places the organism in Eukaryota, Metazoa, Arthropoda, Insecta, Lepidoptera, Pyralidae. Gene Ontology annotation, cellular component: dendrite membrane; axon; voltage-gated potassium channel complex. Bases 251 to 2359 code for a protein of 702 amino acids. Gene Ontology annotation, biological process: protein homooligomerization; potassium ion transmembrane transport. Gene Ontology annotation, molecular function: protein binding; delayed rectifier potassium channel activity.
GAACCGUCGGCCGUCCGGAUCGGACGUAGACCCGCGCCUUCGCGCAGCGGGCCCGCGCAACGACGACAACAAACCGCUUAAUUCGAAUUUCGAUUUUAAACCGCGUACAAUUAGCAACAGUUCAAAUUUGUAAUUCGAACGCAACGUUCCAUUUUCGAAUUUGACCGUAACGGGUGAGCUGUGAUUGUACAAUAGUGCUGUGAAACAAAUUCAAAUGUUUAACGUGUGUGAAAAACUUUUGUGAGCAGGAAUGGAUGGGGAGAACAGGAUCAUUUUGAACGUUGGUGGAAUAAGAUACGAGACCUACAAGGCAACGCUGAAGAAGAUCCCCGCGACGCGCCUCUCCAGGCUGACGGAGGCGCUCGCCAACUACGACCCGGUGCUCAACGAGUACUUCUUCGACCGGCACCCUGGAGUGUUCGCGCAGGUCCUCAACUACUACAGGACUGGAAAGCUACAUUACCCCACAAAUGUGUGCGGUCCUCUGUUCGAGGAGGAGCUGGAGUUCUGGGGACUGGACUCCAACCAGGUGGAGCCAUGCUGCUGGUCUACUUACAGCAUACACAGAGACACACAGAAUACCCUGGCAAUACUGGAUAAACUGGAUAUCGAUAGUGAAAAGCCGUCAGAAGAAGAGAUUGCAAGACUCUUCGGGUAUGAAGAGGCAUAUCUGGCCGGAGAACUCGGGGUGUGGCAGCGACUCAAACCGAAGGUGUGGGCGUUGUUUGACGAGCCAUCCAGUUCCCCACCAGCGAAGGUGAUAUCAGCUAUAUCUGUCUUCUUCAUCUGCGUGUCGGUGCUGUCAUUCUGUCUCAAGACCCAUCCAGAUCUUCGAGUAAAUCUGCCAACUCCGGCGCCAUUUAUUGUGGAGAAUACCACAGUUUUGCAUAAUGCCACAAUUUCGCACAAUACCACCGCAAUCGUGGAGACAAGAUGGAGGGACAAUGGGGAGCCUCAUGUAUUCUUCUUUUAUAUUGAGCUCGUUUGCAACGUGUGGUUCACCAUUGAGCUUCUAGUGAGAUCUGUGGUAGCGCCAAAUAUGAUAGAAUUCAUAAAAUCACCAGUGAAUAUUAUUGACUUUAUAGCAACGUUGAGUUUCUACAUGGACAUAUUAGUGGAACUAACUAUAGUGAAACAAUACGUGGACAAAGCUGAUAUCUUGGAGUUCAUUUCCAUCAUCAAGAUCCUGAGACUGUUCAAGUUGACGAGGCACAGUCCAGGUUUGAAGAUAUUGGUGCACACGUUCAAAGCGUCGGCCAAGGAGUUGACGCUUCUCGUUUUCUUUUUGGUUCUCGGCAUUGUGAUAUUCGCGAGUCUCGUCUACUACGCUGAGAAAUCUCAGGAUAACCCCGAAAAUCAGUUCAAGUCGAUCCCCCUCGGGCUAUGGUGGGCCAUUGUCACCAUGACAACCGUGGGGUACGGCGACAUGGCUCCUAAGACGUACUUAGGGAUGUUCGUGGGGGCAUUAUGCGCCCUGGCAGGCGUGCUAACAAUAGCCCUGCCCGUGCCAGUCAUCGUGUCAAAUUUCUCCAUGUUCUACUCACAUACGCAGGCCCGAUCAAAACUACCGAAGAAACGGCGCCGCGUGCUACCCGUGGAACAGCCGCGUAGGAAACGCGACGCUAGCGCCUCCAACCGCCGUGUCAACGCUGUGAAACACCCAGUUGUGCUGAAGGACUUAUCACCAGGUAGCAAUAAAGUUGGUGUAAACGGCAUGAACAUGAUCAGCCUGGCCCUCCAAGGACCACCGAAUCUCCUGCGUCCACCCGCAACAGCUACACAACCGCUCCAAGCAAGAGCUCCUAUUGUUGAGAGUCCGAUAAUCAACACGCAGUCCGGAGCCAUAUCCUUAGCGUCAUUGCAACCGCCUCUGAUGACUGCCCCUCCCCUGCAACCAAGACCUGCAACCACCGGAUCCUUAGAUCUAAUGUUACCAUUGCAACCAAAGUUGUUACCUGGCUACAACCUACAGUCUUCGUUUUUGUCCAACACCCUUUCAACUGUCCGACCACCAGAUUUACCUGAUAGGGAUGAAAGAAGAGAUGUAGAUAGUUUUAAACCGAGUAUAGAAGUUAUUGUCGAGAAAAGAGAAUCUAUAUCUGAUAGCUCCGCACGUGAUAGUAAUUACGAAAGUACUGGAAAAAGUUGUGAAAAUUUAGAUAGGGUUUUAGAUUUUCAAGAGAGUAAUAAUAGCAUAGAUGAAAGUAACAACCAUAAUGUAAAUGAUACUUAUGAUACUACAGAUAAUGUUUCGUUUGCCAAUGAUGAAAUCAACUCUAACAUAAUAGAUGCCAAAACAACCGACACUAGUUUAGGGAACAGUUCCAAUGAUAAUAGCCCCAACAAUAAUUCUUAUUAACUUAUCGAAUCAAUUAAUGUAUAAAAUGCAUAAUUUUCUAGUCGUGUAACCCCAAAACAUAGUGUUACGAAAAAUGUCUCCCAUUAGACUAAUGUGAAUAAAGAAAUUUUAAGGUUACAAUCAAUCAAAAACUUUCUCUCAAAUUAGAUUUUCUAGUUAAAUUAUUGUAAUUAAAAUAUUAUAUUGUAAUGUUGUGUCAAAUUUAAAUAAGUAUUCUAAAUUAUAGUAAUAAAAUUACAGUCAAAAAGGGUUAAACGGAUAUGUUGUUAAAAGAAGUAUUAUCAUUUAAUAGAUAUUUAGUAUAUACAAUAUUUUCUAGUUAACCUUCAUCUCGACCAAAAAGUAGAUUAGUUGAUUAGUUUUGUGUAAACAAAAGAUUGAAGUUUUUGUAUAUUUUGUAAAUGAAAGACGAGACAGUGAUCGAAUUGUAAAUUACAAUUGUACGACUUAAUGUGAAUAUAUUAUUAAUAUUACCUAUGACAAUUUCACCUUCGAUUCUACUCAAAUUAGAAGACUUUCGAAUUAUUAAUUAAUAAGACGAUUGAUUUGUAAUUAUUCACUUACUUUGUAAAACGAAACACAACAUUGUCAUAUUUUUAUAGACAAAUCGAAACGUGUAUUGUGUAAAUUAAAUCAAUAGACUCUUACUUUUACAGAAAUACAUUUGUAUAUAACCAAUAUGCAGUUGAUAAAUAAAAAUGUAACUCAUAAAUUUUAGUUUAUAAUUUCCUAUAUUCCUUUCUAAGUAUCGACACUUACCCUCUUAUUCAUAAAAACAUCUAACCUCUUAUAAACCUAUUUGAGCUAUUGAACUUGUGGCGUAUUACUGGCCAUCACAAUACGCCUUUUAUAUAACUGGUCAUGUCUGUCAUAUUUUUAUAUUUCUAUUGUUCUUAUGUUUUUACAAUUCUGUUAUUUAUUAGUCUUUGUUUUCCUACCGAUGAAGACGUGAUAAAAGAGAACUACAAUAUUAAGGAUUUUAAUUUAUCAACCCGUUUCUCUUAAAACUGUUUAGUCUCUUUCUUUUACACAAAUUUUUCAAUUUGUAAAAAAGUGACAAAAUAGUGUAACAGUUAAAGUAGAUUUUUAUAAGGUUUUAGUUUUUAUGAAAAAGGGCGUUAAUUUGUAAUAAUUAAAGUUUUACUACCACUCACAUUAUUUUAUCUCUUCUUUCCACUUGUACAUCAUAUGUUUAAUUAAUCCUUGUUAAAUAUUUUAUAAUGUAUUCUUUAUCCAGGAUUUUUACAAAUAAUAAUCCAUGUAUACGACUUUUUUUUGAUACAAAAAAGUUUCAAAGACAACAAGUAAUUACUGUUAACCAGAAUUCCAAUAUUGAAAACAAUACAUGCAGUUUUGAAACAAUGUAAACGAUAUUCAGCGAACAAAAACAAAUAUCAGCUUUGCAAAGGAUUCAGUAUGAAAUCCCGUAGGUAUGCUCUCAAACUUUAAUACCUCACUUUGUGCCAGCGUUUCAAGACCGGUUGCUAGCUUUUUAUUGUGAAGUUACUCUUUCAGCCAGUAUUUGUAUUUCGUAUGUAUCGUUGCCCACUUUUUCAACGCUUUUAAUAUUUCAUUAUAAUGCGCAAACAUUGCUGUUUCGAUUGCAAAUAAUUGCUUUUAACAUCAGCAGUAAACAAUCUAUAUUAAUAGAUCCUUACUAAUAUAAUUAAAGGUGCAAGUCAGUUUGUUUGUUCGUUACAAUAUAUCGCCUUUACGACUUUACCAAUCACUAUGAAAUUUGGUAUAUGCAUACUAUAUGGGAUAGAGAAAUAUAUAGGUUUUUUUUAUCCUUGUCACGUAGACGAAGUCGUUCGUAAAAGCUAGUUUACAAAAAAUUGCAACUACAACUGUAAUAAAUAUAUAUUGAUUAUUGUUUUUCAAACUACAUUAUUUUAAAGUAUUCUAAAACAAAAUAGCUACAUAAAAAUUAAGGUUAAAAUAAUUAUUUUUUUUUUUAUGUAUUAUAGUGACUUAUUACAUUUUGUGGUGUAAAAAAAUCUAAAAAAAGUGUGCCAAUCUUGUAUAUAACAUAAAAAUUAGGUGAUAGUAAAAAUGGCUGUUUACGAUUAUACCGAAAAAUAUGGCUGAGGGAUGGUACUACAAAAAAAAAUUACAAUUCAUUGUAGUAUACGUCGAAAAUUGUAAAAGUUAGUUAUUGUAAAAAUAGGGGAUUUUUUCUCAGCCAUAUUUGACUCUUCAUUGAAAUUGUUAGUAUGUUCAUAUUUAAUAUUCUUAGCUCUUGCAUAUUUUUCUAAUGUUAGCAUUUUUGUCAUUGGUUUUUCAAAUAAAACUGAUUUGUUAUUAAAAUGUGUAUAUCUUUAGGAGAGCGACAUAUUUUGGUAACAAAUAAUAAGUGGUCAUGUUUUUAUUGUACCUCAUAUUUUAUUGUUUGAAUAAACAAA